UCGCUUCCGGUUUUCCGGAGCGUCCGCCGGGAACACGUCGGCGCUCUUGAACGCUCCCCAGAUCCUCGCCGCGCAGCGGAGGAAACAUCGCAGGGCUCAGACGACGUCGCUAUGAAAUGGCAGAAACUGCCUUUGUCGCGGAAGCACAAAGACUAGCUAAGUUAUUCGGAGGCUGCUCGUGUGUUUUGUCGUGAUCCCGGCCCGAUAGCGUGACGGAAAAACCGUUGUGUUUCACGCGGGAGAACGGACCAAAGAGCAGUUUUUCCCCAGAAACGCGUCCGGGUUGUGUCCAGCAGGGAGCGGGCAGCGACUGCGGCUCGACGCUGUUGGAAAUAAACGGUGAGAGGUGUUGAGAGCAGAGCUCCACUUGGAUGCCCAGUUACGGCACCUGUGUUCGUCCAAGGCUUCACCAUGAACCGGAACAAGCGUGAGAAGGAGUACUACAGUAUAGAUGUUGGCGAUUCAACUUUUACGGUUUUGAAGCGCUACCAGAAUCUCAGACCAAUUGGAUCUGGAGCCCAGGGAAUUGUGUGUUCAGCGUAUGACCACAAUCUUGAGAGGAACGUUGCGAUCAAGAAGCUGAGUCGGCCCUUUCAGAAUCAGACACACGCCAAGCGGGCCUACAGAGAACUGGUCCUAAUGAAAUGUGUCAACCACAAAAAUAUAAUUGGCCUAUUAAAUGUAUUCACACCACAGAAGACACUGGAGGAAUUCCAAGAUGUGUAUCUAGUUAUGGAGCUGAUGGACGCCAACCUCUGCCAGGUGAUCCAGAUGGAGCUGGACCACGAGAGGCUGUCCUAUCUGCUCUACCAGAUGCUGUGUGGAAUCAAACACCUGCACGCCGCCGGCAUCAUUCACAGGGACCUGAAGCCCAGUAACAUUGUGGUGAAGUCUGACUGCACCCUAAAGAUCCUGGACUUCGGUCUGGCCAGGACGGCCGCCACCAGCCUCCUCAUGACGCCUUACGUGGUCACACGCUACUACCGCGCCCCUGAGGUCAUCCUGGGCAUGGGCUACCAGGCCAACGUGGAUAUUUGGGCUGUUGGCUGCAUUAUGGCAGAAAUGGUUCGCCACAAAAUCCUUUUUCCAGGAAGGGAUUAUAUCGAUCAGUGGAACAAGGUGAUCGAGCAGCUGGGGACGCCGUCACAGGAGUUCCUGCUGAAGCUCAACCAGUCUGUGCGGACCUACGUGGAGAACCGGCCCCGGUACGCCGGCUACAGCUUCGAGAAGCUCUUCCCUGACGUCCUGUUUCCCGCAGACUCCGAACACAACAAACUGAAAGCGAGCCAAGCCCGCGACCUGCUGUCCAAGAUGCUGGUAAUAGACGCAUCCAAGCGGAUCUCUGUGGAUGAGGCUCUUCAGCACCCUUAUAUCAACGUGUGGUACGAUCCCACCGAGGUGGAGGCGCCACCACCUGUGAUCACAGACAAGCAGCUGGAUGAGAGAGAACACACAGUGGAGGAGUGGAAAGAAUUGAUAUACAAAGAAGUGCUGGACUGGGAAGAAAGGACGAAGAACGGCGUCAUCAGGGGACAGCCGGGAUCCAUAGGUGCAGCAGUGAGCGGCAGCUCUCACCAGCACCACCCGUCCACGUCCUCCUCCACCUCCACCAACGACGUCUCCAUGUCCACGGAUCCGAUGCUGACCGACACUGACAGCAGCCUGGAGACGGCCGGCGCCUCCGCCGGCGGUGCUGCGGCCGCCGACCCCCUGGGCUGCUCCAGAUGACUAUAACCUCCACCUCCUCUCGGCCGCGGUCGCCGUGGUUACCGGCUCCCCUACGACACCACCAGCCUGACACUGGCUCCUCCCCCGACACUAGCCUCUUCCUUUACCUCCCGUCUGUGCUUGUCUAUAGUAGCGUAGCGAUUAGCCAACUAGCUGUUUGAGAAGUAUUUCGUAAGAACGGAACGUUUUCUUAAAAAAAACAAUGGCAGUCACAGUUUUUAAUUUAAAGUUUAGGUCCUUGCUGUAAUUUAUUGUGGCAUAUCUUCAAUUUCCAGUAAAUGGGCAUAUCCGUUUAUUUAACCUAAGAUUAAGGUUUAUUUGUUAAAACCUUUUCUUUUCACAUCACUACUAAUUCACUGCAAGAGCUUCAUCGCUGAGAGCUCCAUAUUUAAGUCUGCUUGACUUGGUCCCGUCUGCCUGAUGUACAAAAAAGUAGCAAUAUACAUGUUUGUAUCGGACUCUUAGGUUCCCGUUCAGGAAGCUCAGCUGUUUAAUGGAAGAAGCUUAAAUGAUUCUUUACUUGUGUUUAAGCUCUGGUGUUGAUGAUGCAACAGUUAGACGUGUAUCAGGUUUUAAGGUGCUUUUAAGUAGAUCUUUGUGUCUCCGACAGGCUGUGACACGUGGUUGUGAUGGACGUGGUUGGAUGGCAUGUGCUUUGGAGCAUAUUCUGCACGGCUCCUCUGUUCCACCGUCCAACAGGCUUUGAUGGUGUUUUGUGGUGCUUCAGAAGGGGUUUUGAGACGUAGAGUUGAGUGGGAGCGUAAAGCCAGCGCAGGUGUAAGUAGAAUGUGCUCGGGUCACGUAGGGAGUUGGAAGUAAUGAUAAUGCAUGUGUUGAUUUAGCUUUUUGCCUUGGAGGGAUGGUGUCUGCAGCCUGAUGGAACCGCCUGGAACGUGUUUCUGUCGCCACGUCCUGUCAUUAGCCGCGUUUAUUUGGAAAGUUUAGAAGAACCCCAAACCCGGCAACACACAAAAAGUCAAAAAGAGGAACGAUUCUAACUGGAUGCAAUAACGAUGCCCUGAGCGUCUUUGAUUUUGCUUUGAAAGUGCCUGUUGCUUGUUCGUUCCUGGGAGGAAGCCUGUUUGUCAAAUGUAGGUUGUCGUGGCGUCUUUGGACUUCACACCAGUGAUGUGUGAUGAAGUUGUAAACCCCCCCCCCAAAUGUAUUGUAUAUUUUUCUACCUGUCUUGAUUUUGAACGUCAGGCGAGAAUGUUGUUUUGCGGGUCGUGAGGUGCGAUGAUGUGUGUCGGUGCUUGCUUGAGCAUGCGUUUGUUUCUUUUGCGAGGAAAAGGCAGUUUCAUCAAGGUCCUUCAUCAAAGUGAGAAGCAGUGAGAGCAACCUUUUUUUUGGGGUUUUCCUUUUUGUACCAGUGUAAUGUGACGAUCCUAGGAAGGAAGAACUGAGGGGGAGCGUUUUGAGGUUCAACUACUGGAUCGAGCGACACAAGUUGACCGACUGCAUUGGUGACAGUAUUUUGCGAAUGGAAUCCGAGUGUGUUUAUUGUUGAAUGGCUCUAGUUUAGAACAUUUCAGAAGCAGUGUUUCUGGAUUAAUUCAGCUUUUUGCGUGAAGUUAUGUUGCAAACAAUCUUCUGUUUGAACAUAACCUGUCGCCACUGUCUGCAUCACUAAAGCUCCUACAUGUAUCUGACAGUGCAGAGUCAGGCUCUGUCACACACACCGUCAUGGAGCACGAGCAGCUGUUGGAAGUUGACAGCAAAGAAUUGCUGCUUGACGUGUGAAAUCCUGUAACACUAUGCGUCAUCUGUCUACAGACUUAUACGUAACCAUUGAUUUAGCAGCAUACAUUAUGCUUCAUGGCUCACUCUGCUAUGGUCUUAAUGACUUCACAGCUGACUGUGUCCCUCUGUAACAGCUAGCUAGUUUGUCACUAGCACUCAACCGGGUUGCACCAUUAAAACCAGACGCUUCUAAUGAUAUAAUGUAAUGUCUCAAACAGACAGUUGGUCAUGUAGGCGUUUGUUUAAUUUAUCUUCAUGGAUCACAUUUUAAUUAUUAGCCAGGAAUAAGAAGCGAAUAAGACGUCCUGCUAAGCUAAGCUAAUCACUUUUGUUAGACUAAUGGAAAAAUUUUUAGUUGAAGUUUAUUUUUGUGGGAUACGUUUUGAAAUGUAUAGUAGUAAACAUUUUGAGUUCCAGUCUAUUAAUAUGUACAAACAUAAGCAAUCUAAUGUCAGUUACUUAUUUACAGCUUCACAAUGAGUUAAACCUGCACUAAUUUAGCCUCCAAUAAUAAAUGAGUGAGAACUAAUUUAUAUGGUGCAACCUGUUAUAAUUUAGUGACUUUAACUCUAUGUCUAACAAAGAGCUCCUGCUCUGUUUUCAUCCAUCAGAGCAGCCACAGUACAAACCUAAAUCAGAGCUGCUGUCAGAUUUUUCUAACCCCAGGACACUAGAGGUGUCACAGCUGAACCUCAGCACAUGAGCCCAUUCACAUUUUCGCUGCAUCAGACAAAAACCUAUUGUUUGCUGAAGUGCUCUUAAUUUUGCGAGUUCAAACAUUUGGGGGCUUUUUAUUCUUUUUAGGUCGUUGCUAUUUUUUAAAAUUCCUGCGUCUUUGAAAACAAAUGUCACGAUUUAAGUCGGCUUUGAUGAACUACCUCACACUGAAUUUCUUCCAGUCCUUGCAUAUUAUUUAGUCGCCUGCAGAAAUAGUUAUUGAAGACGUGUGAAUAACAGAUUCCAUUAUUUAUUUAUUUGAAAGUGUACUAUUUGUUGGUUUCAACAGACUUCUAGUUUUGUACAUUAUGUAUACUUCACCUAGAAGUAAGAGUUCUUGUAUGUAUUUUUUUUCCUUUUCUUUAAUUUGUUAUAGUUUUUAAAGUAACUGUGCAAUACCUUCAGCAAACUGUGCUAGUAGUAUGUGUUGGGCCUAGCCUUCGUUAGCUGUCUCCUGAAGGUAAAGAUGAUGUUUGGUACUGUCAAUCCAUGUUUUACUUUAUGAAAAACAUCCAUUUUUGUGACUUGUUAAUGGUCUCGUGUCCCAACGGACUGUCUGUCGCAGCUCUUUGAGUCACAGCGUGGGCGACAGACUUUGUUUUUCGGGAGCCAGUAAGCAGAAUAAUGUUUCACCGUGAAAAAGAUGAGUCUAUACCUAAAAGAAAUCACAUGUAUGGUGCUGGUUUGUCAUGUUUGCUAGUGAAUCCAGCCAUGCAAGUAGUUUUAACAAUUCUUGGAUCUGCGCGUCCCAAAAACCGCAACCAACAAAGAAGUGCACUACUAGAAUACAUGCACUGGGAUGUGAUGAUGCCAUCUCUUAAAAAAUAAAAAAUGUACAACAAAUAAAAAAUAUACACUUUCA
Betta splendens (Siamese fighting fish) is the source of this 5047-nucleotide messenger RNA. RefSeq names its product mitogen-activated protein kinase 8b (gene mapk8b). The transcript has 12 exons. The coding region runs from base 412 to 1728 and encodes 438 amino acids. Gene Ontology annotation, cellular component: cytoplasm; nucleus. Gene Ontology annotation, molecular function: ATP binding; JUN kinase activity. Lineage: Eukaryota; Metazoa; Chordata; Actinopteri; Anabantiformes; Osphronemidae. Gene Ontology annotation, biological process: JNK cascade; protein phosphorylation. The record is from RefSeq and is a predicted model, not a curated record.